CAGAAAACAAAAACUUGUCAAAGGUGUUUCUUCAUUUUUUAAAGAAGGCUGGAAUGAGCAAUAUAAAGCUAGGAGUUGAAGUCAUAAGCGCACAUGGUCUGUUUCACAGAGAAAAGCAAGACUCAUGUAGCCCUUUCGUGGAGCUCAAGUUCGAUAACCAGAUAUUCCGCACAACCACCAAACACAACGACCCGAAUCCCAUCUGGCACGAGUGUUUCUACUUCGUUGUCUCGAAUCCUUCCGUACUGUCAACCCGCACACUCGAAGCCCAUGUCUACAGCUACCAGAACAACGAAUCCGAAGCUAAGCCCUUUCUUGGCAAAGUUCGAGUCAAUGGAACAUCCUUUGUUCCUCGCUCUGAAGCAGCUCCUUUCAAUUACCCUUUAGAGAAACGCAGCGUUUUCUCUCGAGCUCGUGGAGAGCUUGCCUUGAGAGUCUUCAUCACAGACGACCCUUCUAUUACACCUUCUGUUCCCUCAACCACGGUUCCAGAAUCUCCUCGAGCUUCUUAUAUCCCAAGUCCGAGGAAAGACCCUGUAAAGUCUAUAAUCACAGGCUCUGAUCAUGAUGCUAACAUGGCUGCUGAUCAUGAGAGAACAGAGCAUAAGCCUAGAGCACGUACGUUUCAUAACGUUCCCCCUUCACAGCCGAAGAUGAAUUACGGCGUUCACGAGAUGAGAGCUGCGCCGAUGCCUCCAAGAGUAGUUCAAGUCAACGGUCCAGGUCCAUCCUCGCACCAGCUGCCACCGGAUUUCUCUGUGAAAGAGACGAGCCCGUUUCUUGGAGGGGGACGCAUCGUUGGAGGAAGAGUGGUUCGUGGUAGUGAAAGGCCAUCAAGCGGCACAUAUGAUCUCGUUGAGGAGAUGAGAUUCCUCUUUGUGAGAGUCGUCAAGGCCCGUGAUCUUCCCACCAGAGACCUUACGGGAAGCCUAGACCCUUAUGUUGAAGUGAAAAUCGGAAACUUCAAAGGCGUUACCACGCAUUUCGACAAGAACUCGGAUCCUGAGUGGAACCAAGUCUUUGCCUUUGCUAAAGACAAUCUUCAGUGGAACAUUCUUGAAGUUGUGGUCAAGGAUAAAGACGUCGUCCUCGAUGAUUUUGUCGGGAUUGUUCGGUUCGAUCUCCAUGAGGUUCAGUCUCGUGUUCCUCCGGAUAGUCCUUUAGCUCCAGAGUGGUACAGGUUGGAGAACAAGAGAGGGGAGAAGAAGAAAUCAGAGAUCAUGCUUGCUGUUUGGUACGGUACUCAAGCUGAUGAAACUUUUGGUGACGCGAUUUUCUCAGACUCAUUGCCAUAUUCAGACAGCUCAAACAUCGUAUCAGCUAACCUGCGCUCCAAAGUGUACCAUUCUCCUCGGCUAUGGUACUUAAGGGUCAAAGUAAUAGAGGCUCAGGACGUGAUCAUCGUGUCCGACAAAUCACGUCAUCCUGAGGCCUUUGUGAGAAUCCAGGUCGGUAAUCAGAUGUGGAAGACGAGAGUUUCUCAGAGAAGCAUUCAUCCAAAAUGGGACGAGGAGUUCAUGUUUGUCGUCGCUGAGCCUUUUGAGGAACACAUGGUCGUCUCAGUCGAAGACCACUCUGCACCUAACAGAGAUGAGCCAGUUGGAAAAGCUGUGAUUCCACUGGCUUCUAUUGAGAGACGUAUAAAUGAUAGACCUCUUCUUGGACGCUGGUUUCAUCUUGAAGACUCCAUCUCAGACGCUAUGGAUGAUGAGAAAGCCAAGAAAGUGAAAUUCGCAAGCAGGCUACAUUUAGCUGCGGUUCUUGAUGGAGGCUACCACGUUUUUGAUGAGUCCACUUACUACAGCAGCGAUCUCAGGCCAACGGCGAGACCGCUCUGGAAAUCAGCAAUCGGAGUCUUGGAGCUCGGUAUACUUAACGCAAACGGGCUCCAUCCGAUGAAAACUCGUGACGGGAAAGGCACUUCGGACACGUACGUUGUAGCCAAAUACGGUCACAAGUGGGUUCGAUCAAGAACCGUAAUCAACAGCUUGAGUCCAAAGUACAACGAGCAGUACACAUGGGAGGUUUUUGAUCCCGCGACGGUUUUAACCAUCUGCGUCUUUGACAACGCUCAUUUCUCAGCUGGGAUCAAUAACGGAGGAGGAAACAACAGAGAUCAGACGAUUGGGAAAGUAAGAAUCAGGCUCUCGACUCUUCAGACAGGGCGUGUCUACACGCACGCUUACCCUUUACUUGUUCUGCAACCUUCUGGUCUUAAGAAAAGAGGAGAGCUUCACUUAGCCGUGAGGUUCACAUGCACAUCGGUCUCCAAUAUGCUGAUGAAAUACACAAAACCUCUCUUGCCUAAAAUGCAUUACAUACAACCUUUAUCUGUAAGCCAACAAGAAGGGCUUAGAGGGCAGGCUUUCAAAAUAAUCGUGGCUCGUUUAGGCCGGUCCGAGCCACCGCUUAGACGUGAAGUGGUCGAGUAUAUGACAGAUUUUACGAAUAAUCUGUUCAGCAUGAGGCGAAGCAAAGCCAACUUCUUCAGGUUCACGACCGUUUUCUCUGGCGUCAUGUCUGUUUGGAAGUGGAUGGCUCAAGUGUGCACCUGGAGGACGCCGGUGACGACGGCUCUGGUUCACGUGUUGUACACAAUGCUUGUGAUGUUCCCGGAGAUGAUUUUGCCGACUGUGUUUCUGUAUAUGGCUGUGAUUGGGCUGUGGAACUACAGGUUUAAGCCAAGGUUUCCUCCUCAUAUGGACACCAAACUAUCUUAUGCAGAGAGUGUGAAUGCUGAUGAGCUCGACGAAGAGUUUGAUAUCUUCCCGACCGUAAAGGCUCCGGACAUUGUGAAAAUGAGGUAUGACCGGCUGAGAAUUGUGGCGGGAAAGAUACAGACGGUGGUUGGAGACAUAGCGGCACAGGGAGAGCGCGUGCAGGCGCUUCUGAGCUGGCGUGAUCCACGCGCCACCGCAAUUUUCGUGACGUUCUGUUUCAUCCUUGCCAUGGCUCUCUACAUUACCCCUUUUAAACUCUUGGCUCUCCUCUCCGGUUACUACUUCAUGAGACACCCUAAGCUCCGACACCGAAUUCCCUCCGCUCCACUCAACUUUUUCCGGCGACUCCCGGCAAUGACAGACUCUAUGCUCUGAAUCUCCUUACACAGAAUUCAAAGAGAAUACAACAUACAUGUAUGUAGAUAAAUCUUCAUCUUCUUCUUUGAACUUGUAUCUAUCUAUCUAUCUAUCUUUCUAUCUAUCUUUCUAUCUAUCUGCAUCCAUAAAAUGUAUAUUUUUGAGAAUAUUGCAUCCAUGAACU
Eutrema salsugineum is the source of this 3261-nucleotide messenger RNA. RefSeq names its product FT-interacting protein 1. Lineage: Eukaryota; Viridiplantae; Streptophyta; Magnoliopsida; Brassicales; Brassicaceae. The record is from RefSeq and is a predicted model, not a curated record. The transcript is spliced from 3 exons. The coding region runs from base 54 to 3095 and encodes 1013 amino acids.